Arachis stenosperma is the source of this 912-nucleotide messenger RNA. RefSeq names its product probable serine/threonine-protein kinase At1g01540. The coding region runs from base 1 to 912 and encodes 303 amino acids. The record is from RefSeq and is a predicted model, not a curated record. Gene Ontology annotation, molecular function: protein kinase activity; ATP binding. The transcript is spliced from 7 exons. Gene Ontology annotation, biological process: protein phosphorylation. NCBI's taxonomy places the organism in Eukaryota, Viridiplantae, Streptophyta, Magnoliopsida, Fabales, Fabaceae.
AUGAAGGUUCUCUGGGGACAAGCUGACAGAGAAUUUAGGGUAGAGGUAGAAGCUAUUGGUCGUGUGCGGCACAAGAAUCUUGUUAGAUUGCUUGGAUACUGUGUUGAGGGCGCGUACAGGAUGCUUGUGUAUGAAUAUGUUGACAAUGGGAAUCUGGACCAGUGGCUGCAUGGGGAUGUUGAUUCUGUAAGCCCUCUGACUUGGGAUAUCCGGAUGAACAUCAUCUUGGGAACGGCAAAAGGAUUGGCUUAUCUUCAUGAGGGGCUCGAACCAAAAGUUGUCCACCGAGACAUGAAAUCAAGCAAUAUACUCCUUGAUCGCCAAUGGAACCCAAAGGUUUCUGACUUUGGGCUCGCUAAGCUUCUCUGUUCUGAUCAUAGCUAUGUCACAACCCGAGUGAUGGGGACAUUUGGUUAUGUUGCACCGGAGUAUGCAUGCACUGGAAUGCUGACUGAGAAGAGUGAUGUUUAUAGCUUUGGGAUACUUAUUAUGGAAAUAAUUACCGGAAGAAGUCCUGUUGAUUAUAGUAAACCCCAAGAAGAGGUUAAUUUAAUUGAGUGGUUGAAAACUAUGGUUGGCAAUAGAAAAUCAGAGGAACUCAUUGAUCCGAACCUUCCUGAAAAGCCGUCUUCAAAGGCUCUUAAGCUUGCUCUGUUGGUUGCUCUUAAAUGUGUUGAUCCUGAUGCCACAAAGAGACCUAAAAUCGGACACAUAAUCCACAUGCUUGAGGCCGACGACAUUCUAUUCCGUGAUGAACGGAGGACCGGAGGAGAAUCGUCGCGAUCCCAUCGCAAUUAUCAUCAUCAUGAGCAAAAGGACUCUAGCAGAGAUAGAAAGCGAAUAGGUGGAGAGAUCACUGAUCAAAGUGAAGAUGAUAAUAGUAGUAAAAUCUUGCCCAUCCCACUAGAUUGA